CGAUGACGUAAGAUGUUGUGCGCCGCACGUCAUAUGCAGCAAUGGAGGCGGCUGGAGAGCUGAAAUGGGAUAUUGAACCUCACAAUGGCAGAAAUAGUUUUUUCACCCGAGAGUCUUACGAAAAAUAUUCCCUGGGCCCCACGGUCACUGAACUUUUACUCCUUUGUAACAAACCAGCAUCUGCAGAACCUGAUCCUACACCAGCCAAGUCAGAGACUCAAGAUCUUCAGUCUCCUGUCACUGAGAGCAAGUCAUCUGUUUGUGUACCUCCUAAAAAAAACUUUCCACCCUUUCCAGAACCACGUGUACCAUACCCUCGCCCUUCCUUACUCACAGCUUCGGAGCAGGAUACCUAUGUGAAACUGAUGAUUAAAUUUAUUAACAGCACCAAGAAUAGUGUCAAUGCCUUACAGAUGAAGGAAUACAGUCACUAUGAGUUCUUGAAAUUAAAGCUGAGCAGUGAACAUAUGGAGUUCCAGAAAUUUCUCCAGAAUGCGGCACGCAGCUGUGCUGAGGAUUACAAUGUGCUGUGUGCAGAUGCCACAAGAUACAUCCAGGAAAUGAUAAAGUCCUGCCAAUCGUAUGUGAAAAACUACCCUGAGCUCUAUGCUGUUCAUGACAUGACAAGCAUCCUGGGAGGAAAGUUUAUUCCUGACUUGUCACUGAAUCUGGAGAAGUGUCUUCUUAAACUGGGAUCAGUAAACUAUGUGAAAGUCAAAUUUCCAACACAUGAUAUUCUUCUCCCAACAUCAUAUCAAAAGGUAUCCCAGACAAUGCCCCCAGUGAGAAAGGCUGGGCAUCUGCAUAAGAAUGUGACCUCAGAUCCCAACACUUCUAAACUGGUUUCAAAGUACUGUCCACAGGUUGUGCUUACUGUGCAGGCUUUGUACACUCUUCUUAAUAAUCAUGGACCUGUGUACAAUGAACAGUGGGAGAUUCCUAUCCGUGUGGAGACCAUUAAUGGCACAGGUGACAAGCCCUCAAAAGUUGUGUAUGUGGAUUCUCCGCUUCCCAAGAAAGCGCUCAGCACAAGAGAGAAGAGCCAAAUAUUUCAUGAGGUCAUUUUGGACAAGUUCAUGCUGAAGAAUUCUCAAGUGGUUUUAAAAGCUGUGUCACUGGACAGGCAAGAGGAGGAGAGGCUUGCUGACAGAGCGUAUGCACAUAGGAAACCUGCAUGUGACAGCAAAGAAGUAGAUUUCGAAACCGAUGUGACAGAACUGGAAACAUUUGGAUCUAUGAACGUUGAUAAAUCAAAUGCUGCAAAGUCUGACGGCAGGUCUCCAGAUUUCUUAUUACAGCAUCCUACCAACUCCCAGCUAGACAAGAAGGAGACUAUUAACACACAGCAAGUAAAGCUAGGCAUUGAUUCAAAGAGAAUCCGAGAAGAAAAGAGCAGUUGUCAGGACUCGGAUAUGUCUGAAACAAGCAGUAAGUCACAAAUAGGAGCCCUGUCCUCCACCAGCAUUGAGACUCAGAGUGACUCUGAUGAGGAGAGACUUGUGAUUGAUGAUAACUUUGACAAAAGAAUUGAGAUGAUCCCUCCUUCAGUGAGCAAGGCCACCACAUCCACACCUGUACAAGCACAUCAGAAGCUACCCAAAAAGACAUCUAGGAAGGUUUCAAGUGAUGUUGGCCCACUGGGGCAGAUUUUGAAGAUGCAAGCAGAGCUUCUGAAACCUGGGGCAAAUAAGAUGGAACGGACAAGCACAGAAAAUGCAGGGAAGAAUGAACAGCUGCCUCAAAACCCAGUGCAAUGCCAGUCUUCAGUUGUUUUGGUUUCUGAUUCAUCACAGGAGACUCAGAGAAAAGAGACUACUGAUUGCUCCAGGGUUUUGCUGUCUAAUGAUCUCUUGGCCUUAGAAGAGGAUGAGAAUGAGUACACAGUGGAAGCAGAUGAGAACCUUGUAUACAAACUCUUCAGCCUGGAUGACAUUCUCCUGCUGCUUCAGGGCUCUGUUCAUACUGUCCUUACAGGAAGGAAACGAAGUUCACUUAAAGUAACCAAAAAGCAAACUCCUGUUUUUGUGCUCACUAAAAUGGAUUACCAGUAUUGUUAUGGGGUGGAGUCACUAACAGAGAGCGAGAGCUGCCGACUGUGGACUGAGAGCCUAGUACACUCUAACUGUACACUUUAUGUGGGUCAUGUUGAUGCCUUUACUUCAAAGUUCUUCAUGUUAGAAGAAGUCAGUGCACAAAAACUAAAGGAAAAUGUCAGUGCCUUCAAGCCGGCCAAUUGCCUCAAUAUCCUUCGUCAUAUUUUAAAGUGGCUGACUAGUCUACAGGAUGGGUCUUACCUCCUGAGCCAUGCUUCCAAGGACUCCUCAGUGUGCCUCUAUAAAAGUGGCACGGAUAAAACACGGGGAACAUAUAACCUGCUUGAAGCCCAUAGUGACCUUCCUAAGGCACCUUCCUCCCUUUCUGUUCCUUGGGUGCCACUGAAUCCCAACCUAUUGUUAAGCUACCACAUCCAUCAUGGCCGUCCACCUUGCACCUUCCCACCUGUUCCAGCAGCAAAAGCAGGGAUUCCUAAGUUAUUCAGGAAAUCUGUCCUGAAAGUAAGAACAGACUGUCAUUGA
Molecule: messenger RNA, 2576 nt
Organism: Nanorana parkeri
Lineage: Eukaryota; Metazoa; Chordata; Amphibia; Anura; Dicroglossidae
Gene: ICE2
Product: interactor of little elongation complex ELL subunit 2
Exons: 16
Coding region: 42-2576 (844 amino acids)
Biological process (GO): positive regulation of transcription by RNA polymerase III; snRNA transcription by RNA polymerase II; snRNA transcription by RNA polymerase III
Cellular component (GO): transcription elongation factor complex
Source: RefSeq, a predicted model, not a curated record